Botrytis porri is the source of this 2432-nucleotide messenger RNA. RefSeq lists its product as uncharacterized. Lineage: Eukaryota; Fungi; Ascomycota; Leotiomycetes; Helotiales; Sclerotiniaceae. The record is from RefSeq and is a predicted model, not a curated record. The coding region runs from base 1 to 2241 and encodes 746 amino acids. The transcript has 2 exons.
AUGAAGGUCUCACCUCCGCUAUUUCUUUUUAGUACCAUUUUUCUUUCUCAUCUUGGUGCGGCUGGUCCGUUGUGGCGCAAUGGAACAAGUAGGAAUUUUAUACGAGGUGGUGAAAGGAAAAGAGAUAGUGUUACUCCCAUCGCGAUCACUAUUUUACCUGGGACGGUCACUUCUUCGAUAAUCAGUACUACAGCUCAACCCGAAUCCACAUCGUCAAUAGAAGGAAUCACCACAUCCAGUACGAGUGCAACGACUCUUUCCUCACAGUCGAGCAGCACUUCAACGACGUCUGUGGUACAAUCAACUGAGGGAUCGAAAACGACGGAAUCGAAAAACGCGACGGGUACUUCUAGCACGUCAUCAGAUGAAUAUAACGAAUCAAAGACGUCAUUGAGCCCUGCUACAUCUUCCUCCCAGCUACUUUCUUCAAUCAUAUCAAGUACAGGAGGUACAGCCCCGGCACGAUCAAGUCAAGUUUCAAAAACCAAAACCAGAGAUGGAAGCGGAAUUCCAACAGCAACAGAACUAACAUUGACGAUUACUCCACCGUUGAACACGGCGCCUACCGGAAAAUCUUCUACGCAGAGUGAAGCAUCAAGUCAGGGUACAUCUGAUUCACAAGCGAGUUCUUCCUCCUCGAGCCAGGUUUCUUUGCAGACUACAACAUUUGCGCCUCUACCUACGAGUUUACCUGAGAGUAAUCUUACGGCGAAAGUUUCCUCAAUAUCAUUAGAUAGUUCGACACCAUCAAGUCUGAAUUCUGUUCAGAGUACGACAUUCCCACUUCUUCCAACUACCUCUUCAAAGGCUACUGCAACCCCAAAGAGCUCUUCGGGUGAGACUUCUGAGGGGUUUUCGUCAGCAACUUUGACAUCAGUACUGACGUCAGUGUCGGGUGUAUCAGUCGCACCAUUUGGUACUGGAAAUUCAAGCACGGUAGCCACGGGAAUCCCGCAAAUCUCCAGUAAUUCGGGUCUGAGUUCCGGACCCACGAUUAGUAUUACAACGAAGGCUUCUGGAGUCACUUCUCAGAGUUCUGUAAGGGAAACACUGUCACCCAUAACGGUUCUAUCGAGUACUGCUGGAGCCUCAAGUUUAGUGGAAAGUGUCUUAUCGACGAAGGAGACUUCGAAGGUUACGGCUCAACCGCAGAGCACAAUCACGCCGUCUAGUACGUCGGUUACUCAAGCGCCAGGCUCUACCACAGGAACGUCUGAGCGGAGUGUUACUCCCCAAACUUCAAUGACGGGAGAUGCGUCUCAGGCGACAUCGACUGAUUCUCUACAAACGACAUUUGUAUACGUAACCACAAUUGUGCCAUCUUCGACUCUAGGAGUUGUCCCAACCUCUACCACAGGAACAUCUGAGCAGAGUGCUACUCAAAAAUCCUCAAUAACGGGAGAUUCAUCUCAGACUACAUCGAGUGAUUCUCUGCAAACAACAUUUGUAUACAUAACCACAGUUGUUCCAUCCUCAACUAUUGGAGUUAUCCCAAGCUCUUCAUCUUCAUCUACAACCUCGACUUCAUCUAUACAAGUGAAAACCACAAAAUUCGACUCCUCCACAUCAUCAUUCUCUUCGGUAGCAACAACUAUCAAAACGUCUGAGGUCUCUUCGUUUUCCCCAUCCUCAGAGCCACAAACUACAAUUUUCCCCGAACUACCCACUACACAACCUGCUAGCACCGCAGAAAUCCUCCUAACAACCGUAACACCAUCAACAAAAACAAGAGAGUCAUCUUCUAGCACCACAAGGAUACCUACCUCUACAUCCUCCAUCAAAGAAACCGCCAGUCAAGAAUCUAUCCCCGCACCUACAACCCAAAGAACCACAGUCGAAAUCCCCAAAACUAUAGAAAUAGCCAGCACCAUAAUCAUCAGUAUAAACACCGCAGAUUCGAACAACGGUGCUGUGACAGCAUUAACUAUUAUUCCCGUUACUGCUGGAUCCGGUUCAAAAUCUAAUUCUAGAUUUGGUUCUGGCAACGGCGCUCCCAAAACCACAAGCAACGAAGGAAAUAGCGGCGCAACGACAUCUAUAACCAUCAUCAACGCUAGUCCUACAGCUUCCGCAACAGCGGGUGGUAAUGGUUUGGCACAGACUACACCUUCUCCUUCUUCUACUGCUCAGACUCCUGUUCGCACAUCUAUAGCUACAAGUGUGAGUGAUGAUGGGCGGAGAACAACGACGUUGAGUAUUCGCCGCCGAAGGAAACGAGUACGAUUACUACUGCGCCAGUAGCGACGAGUAUGAGCGCGGCGGUGAAUGUUUGUUUGGGAGUGGGAGGGGAUGGGAAAAUUACUAGUAUGAGUAGUUGUGUGGGUGGUGCGACGGAGACGCAGACGGAGACGGUGAGUGUGAGUGUCACGGUUACGGCGAGGGAGACGGUUACGGUUAGGGGGUAGGGUAUAGGGAUGUGAUAGGGGGAUGUU